This is a messenger RNA of Drosophila obscura, 706 nucleotides long. RefSeq lists its product as uncharacterized. The transcript has 2 exons. Lineage: Eukaryota; Metazoa; Arthropoda; Insecta; Diptera; Drosophilidae. The record is from RefSeq and is a predicted model, not a curated record. The coding region runs from base 101 to 595 and encodes 164 amino acids.
UGGCUAUCAUUCCGCGACUUCCAUUCGCCGCAACCACUGCAGGAGCAACCUUUUCCGAUUUUCAAGAGCAAUCCGAUCCGCCGAUCCGUAAACCGUCGUCAUGUGCAAGCUGAGUCUCUGUUUGGUGGUGGCCCUCUUCGGCUGCCUUGUGGCCGCCGGUCCCGCCCGCCAGCUGCCCGUGGACAGCAGCACCCUGCGCGAGAUCACCGUGGUCAAGGACGUGCGCUCGUUUGCCGCCCAGCACCCGGGGCUCAAGAUCCAGCGACUGGCCAAGCAGCCGGCCACAGCCCGCGCUGGCGUCGAGUCCGUGCGCUACACCCUCGGUGCUCGCGUAACCAGCGACAGCUUGGUGGCCCAGGGCGCCGAUGUCUUCAACUAUCCGAGCUCGCAGGACGUGAGCGUGCAGCUGACGUACCCGGAGGAGGGCGCUGGAGCGGUCGUCACCUACGUGGAGCUGAUCUGCACCCAGGACAACAGCGAGGGCAACGCCUACGUGGUGGCCGGCGGCAUCGGGCAGCGGUUCAUUUCGAUCAUUCUGGAGGCCAGCCAGACCCGCAACUUCUCGUACCAGGCCCAGUACUAUGGCCAGAAGUAGGACCCCCUCCUGCUGUUGCUGCCCCACUGCUGUUCGUACAUACCGCAGACCAUGUCGCAUGACUCCAAUAGAGAGACAGAAAUAUACGUAUCCAUAAAUGUUGAAAGUGAA